ACUCGACCAGAAAUUGACAUUCUUAACGAAACUGUCAAUGUGUUUAUCAUUGAUAACCCCAGUUCAAUCUAUAUCCCUGCUGGUGCUUCUUUGGCAAGACCGGAUCCACCUAAUUUUCUAAGUCAGUACCAAAUGAUAGCAGGCUCAGAUUAUGCUCAGCGGACUAGCCUUGUCAAUCUCAGUGACGACUAUUUAGUUAUUAGUGAAGAGAUGAGAAUCCUCUGCUCCAAUCAGACAAUCUAUGACGAUUUAAAUUUGGAGCGAAAUGAAUACAUGGGCCUGACACUGAGAGUCAGAGAUAAUGAAAUUACAACAGUUUUUACAGAGGUGGAGCCAACAUAUGAUCAAACUUCCAUACUCAUUGUGGACAAUGACAAGGCUGUGGUUGGUCUCGAAAGAACAUCCUACAAUUUAUCAGAGGGGAAUGAACUAGUGGAACUUUGUGCUGUUGUAGUUCAUCCUGACAUAAUGUGUCCCAUUACUUUUCCUUUUAAUCUUUCCUUCUCGAUGGCUGAAGAUUCCAGAGUGCUCUUCUUUGAUGUUUGUGAAAGAAGAGUGUGUGUACAAUUGCACGUUAGUGUUGAGAAUUUCACAUUCCAAGUGGCGAGAACUGAAGGUCUUGAUACUAGAAUCAGUCUUAGUACCGUGGCAGGGGACUGUGGUGAUCCACCUGAGGUUGAAAAUGGACUGAUAUCAUACAUCUCUUUCAACGCAACUACAACUGUCACCUAUGAGUGUGCUGAUGGCUAUUACUUGCAAGAAGGCAUUGAAUAUAGUACUUCGCGAACUUGCCUUACCAGUGGAAAUUGGUCAAAAGAAAACAUAUUGUGCAAUGCUGAAUGUGGUGAUCCUCCUGAAUUGCAAAAUGGAGGGAUAUCAUACUUGGAUAAAACCUUUGUGUCAUAUGACUGCAUUGGUGGUUAUCAAUUUCAAGAGGGAGUUGGAUACAGUACAUCUCGAACUUGCCUUACCAGUGGAAAUUGGACGAAUGAGACUAUCUUAUGUAAUGUUGACUGUGGUAACCCUCCUGAGCUGCAGAAUGGAGAAGUAUCAAUGAACACAACUACUGAGAAUUCCGUUGUCACUUACAAGUGCAUUAAUGGUUACCAUUUUCACGAAAACAUCACUUCACGAACCUGUCUUGCUAGUGGAAAUUGGACAGAAGGAAACAUCUCAUGUAUAAAAAUCGAUGAUAAUUACUGUGAAGGCAGUGAUUGUGGGCUCAGUGCUGGUGUCCUGGCAGCCAUAAUCUGUGGAGCGGUUUUUAUUCCCCUGUCAUGUCUUGUUGCUGUGGCCGGCUGUGUAGUGAGACUUAGACUGCGAAAGUUAAAGAAAUCCGAAAAUAUUUUGUCCCUUACUUCAACUGAAGCAAGCACUCUACCUCUACAUCAUACUAAUACUAACCAAUCUCCAGUUCAACAACUGCGGGAAGAGCUCAGAACAAAGAACAUGCUUAUCCCAAAGAGCCAACUUCGGCUAGGCCGAGUAGUUGGUCAAGGAGAAUCAGGGAUAGUGUAUUGUGGAUACAUGAAAAGCAUUCGAGGGAAUGAGGUUGUUGCCGUAAAAACCGGCAAAGCUCUAUUGGCAGUGAAGGACAAGGAUCGACUAUUGAAAGAGGUUUUGCUGAUGCUCAAUUUUAAUCACCCCAAUGUGAUGUCGCUCAUUGGGUUGUCAUUUGAAGGAGAGACGCCCCUGCUCAUUAUGCCAUUCAUGUCUAAGGGCAAUGUUCUGGGGUAUGUUAGAGAGCACAGGGAAACUCUCUUCCUUACAGACAUCGACCAUGAGAAGGUACAAGAAGCCACAAAGACAGGUCUGGGAAUGUGCUACCAGAUAUCCAAAGGGAUGGCUUACCUUGCAAAGUUCAAGUUUGUUCACCGUGACCUGGGCCGCAAGGAACUGCAUGAUUGAUUGGAACGAUGUCAUUAAAGUCUCUGACUUUGGACUGACUGAGGACAUCUACAGCUACAACUAUUUUCGCCCCAAGAGCACUAAGGGGGAUGAGGAGAAACUCCCUAUCAAGUGGAUGGCACCAGAGAGCAUUGAAACAAACAUUUUUAAUGAGACCACUGAUGUUUGGUCAUUUGGAGUGACAUGUUGGGAGGUGUUCACAUGUGGAGGAGUGCCGUAUGCUGGGGUCCCAGUCACCACUCUACUGAGUGAGCUGCGCUCUGGACACAGACUCGAUCGACCCAGCAACAUCUCCUGCUCUGAUGACAUAUGGUCAGUUGUGACCUCAUGCUGGUCGGCCAGUCCUCAGGAGAGACCAAGGUUUGCCACUCUAGUCAACACCCUCACUGACCUCCUGGACAGUGACUCCAACUACGUCAAGCUACUGGGAUAGAAUUGUGUAUAUACUUGUUAUGCUCACUGACUUAAAAUUACAGUUGAUGAACCUUAAUUGUUAUUCACAUCCACUAAACCUUGUCUGUAUGUUCUGUAUACUCGUACAUCCAUUAGAUCACUAAAGAGCACUUUUCACAUAAACCGCUGAGGAAAUUUAUUAGCGCUUAUCUGCAUCCG
Molecule: messenger RNA, 2520 nt
Organism: Geodia barretti
Lineage: Eukaryota; Metazoa; Porifera; Demospongiae; Tetractinellida; Geodiidae
Source: the annotation of a GenBank genome assembly